GUAUUGUUGAUCCGUUAUCGAGACAAGCACAACAACUCGCACCCUUAAUGAAUGUCAUUCAGCAAGUGGUUAAUGCUGACAUCGUUCUCGUCAUGAAUCCGAAAUCGAAACUCAGUGAACUACCUCUCAAAAGAUUUUAUCGUAUGGUAUUGGAGCCAUCGGUCCAAUUCGACGAUUCAGGGCGUAUCUCGAGUGCAGCAUAUCAAGCCAGAUUCGCCUCAUUGCCCAGCAAACAGCUAUUGACUCUUGCGUUGAUUCCGUCCGAUUCGUGGAUGGUUCAAGCUGUGAAAGCGGUCUACGAUUUGGAUAAUAUUAAGAUGCAAAAUGUUGAAGGCAAUGUGGUGUCGGAAUUCGAACUGGAGAACAUUCUUCUGGAGGGACAUUGCUUCGAUGAGAAUACGGGCACUCCACCUAGA
Anisakis simplex (herring worm) is the source of this 416-nucleotide messenger RNA. The record is from the annotation of a GenBank genome assembly. Lineage: Eukaryota; Metazoa; Nematoda; Chromadorea; Rhabditida; Anisakidae.